AUUUGACAUGCAUGGACCGCAUAUUGAAACGUGACUAAUAUUUGACUACUCAUUGUCAAAAUGCCUCCAAAAAAGGCAGUUCCUACUUCAAAAACGUGUAAAAAGGGAGCCGCAAAGCCGGUCUCUAAUAUAAAGUCAGUUUCGCCGACGAAAUCUCGCACGACAGGCAAGGGGACUUCAAAGGCUCCCCCGAACACGGGCCCGAAGGGAGCCAAACAUGCUGCAGCAGGAGUAUCGGGUAGCAAGGCUGGCGGGAAAACAAAAUCUGCCAAACCGCAGAAAGAAUGGAGCAAAGAAGAUGACCAGGCAAGAAUCAUACAAACAGCAGCAAGGAAGUAUCUUGCACGGAAGAGAGUGCAGAAGUUGAAGAAAGAUAAACAAGAUUAUGAAGAACUUAUGGUGAAAUUAGAGAAGGAGGCAUGGCUGCAAAUGGUUGAAAGGGAGCGAGAGGAAGAGGAAAAGGAGCGACAGAAAGAACAAGAGGAAAGAAAGAAAAAAGCUCAAGAAAUGAAGUGGAGAAAACGUUUGUUGGAGGCUGCGUUUGAUGGGGAUGAUGAGGAAAUCAAUUGUGUCUUGAAUGAGGCUUUAGCCAACGACAAGAAGCAAGAAAAUAUACCAGAAACAGUGCGAGAACUACACAUAAAGAAGCAUCAACUAAGCCUCUCUGAUUGCGAAGACGCGAACGGUAACACUCCACUUUCGGAGGCCUCAGCCGGAGGACACGCGAGUACCAUACAGCUGCUUCUUCACAAGGGAGUUGAGAUCAAUUCCAGAGGCCGUUAUGAGCGCACACCGCUGUGGAGAGCUGCCUUCGCCGGGCAUUUGCAGGCAGUCCAGUUGCUCUUGGAAAAUGGUGGUGAUCCUCGCCUUCAUGCUAGUGAUGGAACAUCUCCUGUCCAGGUAGCGGCAAUUGCAGUUGUGGAAGAAUUUCUAAAGGCCUGGGAUGUUCAACGUACAGACGAAUUAUUGAAAAAACUUGAAGAAAAUAAAGAACAAAAACUUGAGGAGGAACAGGCGCAACAAAAGCAAGAAUGUGACAGGUUAGAAAAGAAAUUACAUGAAGCUGAGAAAGAGGACAAAGCUUGUCAAAUGAGACUGGAGAAAGCACAUUGCGAGCUGAACAAGAGGAUAUUUGAACAUGACAAAUGCGUUGCUAUGGGAGAUGAGAAGAAAAUAAAGAUUACUUUGCAGACUGUUCAUGAUGCCGAGCUGGAGUUGGAAACAGCAAAACAAAACAGCAAGGUAGCACGUGAUAAACUCGCGCAGUUGAAAUUGAGAUUGAGAGAGCAAAGAAAAGAAGGAGUCGGUAAUACCGGCGGCGAAGAUGCAAGUGAACUAGUAGGGAUAAAGGUGUCUAUAAAGGAGCUUGAUGAUGUCCUGAUGAGGGACGUUGGUGGUAAAAUUGCUCAAAGUGGCAGAUGGCCUCUUCUUAUCGAUUCUUCAACUCAAACUUCUACGUUUCUGCGUUAUCGUGAUACAAACUUUCUCAACGCCCUGAAUCCAAGCAAUAUGGAACCGGAUGUCAUACGGCUUGCUAUUCUGGGAGCUGUACGUUUCGGGAAACCACUGGUGCUGGACAUGAUGGCAGUUGAUAUGUUCGAAAGUGUCAAAAUAAAGUUCGACGUCGUUCAAGAGGGCCUGCUAAACACAAUCAUGACUAAAGAAAUCCUUAAGGAUGACAGAUUUAUGUCGCUAGUUCGUGCCGAGGAUGGAGAACAGUACAGCAAGACUGCAUUCCUCGGGGCAAAAAUCGAGAACUUUAAAUUUAUUAUCUUAACCCAACUGUGGAAUCCAAGCGAAAACUUGAUCAACCAAACCUAUCCUUUGAGAGUUAUGAUGCCCUCCAAAAGUUGAGAUUUAUAUAAAAAAGGCUAUAUAUUGACAAAUUUAACAGGCAUGUUUUAGAUAUUGUUGCUAUAUAGAUAUUUCAUCUUUUAGUAUUUGAAGCAAUAAAGUGUGGGAUCCGGAACUGCUAUCGAAUUUUAGCCAUCAUCAUGCCGACUCAGCCGUGGAGGGUCGCUAAAUGGGCUCAGUAGACCAGCCCUUUUGUGAAAGGAUGAGUUCGUAGAAGGAAAAUCCUACCUCGACAUUCGACAAUCCGCGAUCGUUUAGCUGAAGGAUUAACCGGAUUCUCGCCUUCUUCUCGAUCUUUUCUUGAACCGCUGUUUCUUGUUGUGCACGUUUGCUCCACCAAAGAUACCGGUCUUGAAUCUCGGCUGCCUUAAGGGGACUCCUUUCUCGUUCACUUACCGGUUUGGAGUUGUUGAUAAAUCUUAUCCACGCUCCGACUCGGAUGACUCUGACAGGUUCAUGAGCUAGUUCAUCGAAUUCGUCACGAUCCUUCGUUGUUGUCACCGUCGCUGCAAGGACUCUUCGAGCAACUUUCGCUUCAGCGCUGGUUUUCUGACAGCGCUCCAAAGUGAUAGUUGGAGACCAGUAUAUAUUUGCCGCCUCGACUACCAGGUCCGCCGGGUUUUGAACAAUGGACACGUAACGCCAUUGGAUAUGAGCUUUUUCCUUGGUCUUCGCCACACGAUUGGAGACAAAUUGGCGGUACUCCCCCUGACCAUUGAUCCAGUAUCCGUAGACGUUUGUUACCAGAUUCGCUGCCAUUUGUGCCACAAGAAGCUCGAGACGUGGGAUUGUUAAAUUCUUCUUUGCUAAUCAUGACUUAGAGCAAACCAGGACUUGUGUUGCAAUAGAUCUAGCGUAUGUAAAUUCGAAUGCCAUUUGUGUAGUCUGAACGCGUUGCAUCUUCGAAUACUUUGUUCGCUUCUCUGCCACGGAUUUCACGUUCUCACCCCCCGUCAUGAAGUCGUGGACAUACAGGUUGUCCCGGAUCUCUCUAACUAAGUCUGGGUAUUUCUAUUCCCAGGCGUUCAAAUGUUUGUUGAUUACUCCGCCAAGCAAGAACGGGGAGAAGGUUAAUCCAAACAGAGCCAUCGUGAACACCGAUACACCGUCAGUUUUUCACUGCCUGAAUUCUCCCAGAGAACCGUCGGUUCUGUUCCUAUAUCCUCACCUGCAGGAAGGCUUUUUCGAUAUCGCUCGUUGGAGGUAAAUAACAAAUUUUGCCACUGGGAAAAUACACUUACAUCAAUAAAAGAAAUGAAAGGUAUAAACAUUGUAAAUAUACACAGCUUGACACACCAAUCACCAAUUGCAAUAUUGUGCAAAAUAUGUCGUUUUAAACGAAUUUUUUCUAUUUCUAAAUGUUUUUUCCUAAAAUAUCAUUUUAGGAUGUCUAACGUGGUAAAACCAGUUCAAAAAAACACUCCUUUUUCCUCAAAAAGCGACCAAAAAAACGAAUAUAUUUUUUUAAUACAAAUUUUAGUUGUUGCGAACGUGGUUGCUAAGGAGAGGCAUUGAUAUAACGCGCAGCCAAUAAACGCGCUCCCUUUUUUGACUGAUGUUUCCAAUACCAAUGCCUCCUCUAGUUUUAUUUAUAAUCUGUAUGGUGUUUUCCGCCACCAGCUCGCAAUCUUUUCCGCUGAGCAGGGGUUUUCGGGUUCCGCUGAGUAGGGUUGGUUUUCACUCGAGCAUACUCUCCGUUUCCUAAGACCAGAUGUAUGUAAUUUCUGAAGGGUCAUGGCAAAAUUCUCCUGAACGUGCUCUAACUUUUGCAUGGUAGCAAGGGCUUGCACGCAAUAGGACAAUUUUUCACUGAAUUCCUCGAUCUUACGAGUGUUCACGUUAAAUAUGUUGGGCAGUUCUAAUAUCUCUUUCACAUAGCUAUUUCUAAUCGCUGAUUCGUUUCCGUACUUAUCAGUGAGGAUUGACUUGGCACGAUUGUAACCUUCCACUGAGAAUAGCAAGGCUUCAACACACCGUCUGACUCGGAGCGAGUAACUCGCGCAAAUAAGUAAACUUCCUUAUGGGUGGAAUCGUACUUUUAUCUAAAGGCUAAAGCUUCAAAAAACUGUCCCCAAAACCUUGACCAAUCCAUAUACGAGCCAUCAUACUUAGAAAUGACUAAUUUUGGCAAUUUCGCUGUUUUGAAACUACUGCAUUCCUGAAC
Molecule: messenger RNA, 4018 nt
Organism: Dendronephthya gigantea
Lineage: Eukaryota; Metazoa; Cnidaria; Anthozoa; Malacalcyonacea; Nephtheidae
Product: putative IQ motif and ankyrin repeat domain-containing protein
Exons: 14
Coding region: 61-1854 (597 amino acids)
Biological process (GO): regulation of barbed-end actin filament capping
Cellular component (GO): nucleus; cytoplasm
Molecular function (GO): protein binding
Source: RefSeq, a predicted model, not a curated record